UUCCAGAGCCUAGCCCAGCUAGAGAACCUGUGCAAGCAGCUGUAUGAGACCACAGACACUGCGACACGGCUCCAGGCAGAGAAAGCCUUGGUGGAGUUCACCAACAGUCCAGACUGCCUGAGCAAGUGCCAGCUUCUUCUAGAAAGAGGGAGUUCAUCCUACUCCCAGCUCUUGGCAGCCACAUGCCUUACAAAACUGGUGUCACGCACAAACAACCCUUUACCACUGGAACAGCGAAUAGAUAUUCGGAACUAUGUGCUCAACUACCUUGCCACAAGGCCAAAGCUGGCAACGUUUGUCACGCAAGCACUGAUCCAGCUCUAUGCCAGGAUCACCAAGCUGGGCUGGUUUGACUGUCAGAAGGAUGAGUAUGUCUUCAGGAACGUGAUCACAGAUGUCACAAGGUUUUUACAGGAUAGUGUAGAGCACUGCAUCAUAGGAGUGACAAUCCUGUCCCAACUAACUAAUGAAAUUAAUCAAGCUGAUACUACUCACCCACUGACCAAGCACAGGAAAAUAGCCUCUUCCUUCCGAGAUUCAUCCUUAUUUGAUAUUUUCACACUGUCAUGCAACUUACUGAAACAGGCUUCUGGGAAGAACCUAAAUCUAAAUGAUGAGAGCCAGCAUGGUCUGCUCAUGCAGCUGCUUAAGCUGACACAUAAUUGCCUGAACUUUGAUUUCAUUGGCACAUCAACAGAUGAGUCCUCAGAUGAUCUUUGCACUGUGCAGAUCCCAACCAGUUGGAGAUCAGCAUUCUUGGAUUCUUCGACACUUCAGUUGUUCUUUGAUCUGUAUCAUUCCAUCCCUCCUUCGUUUUCUCCUCUGGUUUUAUCCUGCUUGGUGCAGAUUGCCUCUGUCCGCAGAUCCCUUUUCAACAAUGCAGAAAGGGCAAAGUUCUUAUCUCAUCUCGUUGACGGAGUUAAACGGAUACUGGAAAACCCACAGAGCCUGUCAGACCCAAACAACUACCACGAGUUCUGCCGGUUGCUGGCCCGGUUGAAAAGCAAUUACCAGCUGGGAGAGCUGGUGAAGGUAGAGAACUACCCCGAGGUCAUCCGACUCAUUGCCAACUUCACUGUCACCAGCCUGCAGCACUGGGAGUUUGCCCCAAACAGUGUUCACUAUCUCCUGAGCCUGUGGCAGAGACUGGCUGCAUCUGUGCCCUAUGUUAAAGCCACAGAGCCUCACAUGCUGGAAACAUACACACCAGAAGUCACAAAAGCUUAUAUCACAUCCAGGCUGGAAUCUGUGCACAUCAUCCUGAGGGAUGGUUUGGAGGAUCCCCUGGAUGACACUGGCCUUGUGCAGCAGCAGCUGGAUCAGCUGUCCACCAUUGGCCGGUGUGAGUAUGAGAAGACCUGUGCUCUGCUGGUGCAGCUCUUUGACCAGUCAGCCCAGUCCUACCAGGAGCUGCUGCAGAGUGCCACUGCCAGCCCCAUGGAUGUUGCUGUCCAAGAAGGGCGCCUGACAUGGCUGGUCUACAUCAUCGGGGCGGUGAUCGGCGGGCGCGUCUCCUUCGCCAGCACGGAUGAGCAGGAUGCCAUGGAUGGAGAGCUGGUCUGUCGGGUGCUGCAGUUGAUGAACCUGACGGACUCUCGGCUGGCACAGGCUGGGAAUGAGAAGCUGGAGUUGGCCAUGCUGAGCUUCUUUGAGCAGUUCAGGAAGAUCUAUAUUGGAGAUCAGGUGCAGAAGUCUUCCAAGCUGUACCGCCGCCUCUCCGAGGUCCUGGGGUUGAAUGAUGAGACCAUGGUCCUGAGUGUCUUCAUAGGGAAAAUCAUCACCAACCUGAAGUACUGGGGUCGAUGUGAGCCUAUCACCUCCAAGACGCUGCAGCUGCUCAAUGACCUCUCCAUUGGGUACAGCAGUGUCAGGAAGCUGGUGAAGCUGAGUGCUGUGCAGUUCAUGCUGAACAAUCACACGAGUGAGCACUUUUCUUUCCUGGGCAUUAACAAUCAGUCCAACCUGACUGACAUGAGAUGUCGGACUACGUUCUACACUGCACUUGGGCGUCUUCUCAUGGUGGAUUUAGGGGAAGAUGAGGAUCAGUAUGAGCAGUUCAUGCUUCCCCUCACAGCUGCCUUUGAGACUGUGGCACAGAUGUUCAGCACAAACACUUUCAAUGAACAAGAGGCAAAAAGAACUUUGGUUGGUUUGGUGAGAGACUUGAGGGGAAUAGCCUUUGCCUUCAAUGCCAAGACCAGCUUCAUGAUGCUAUUUGAGUGGAUCUACCCAUCCUACAUGCCAAUCCUCCAGAGGGCAAUUGAGCUGUGGUACCACGACCCAGCCUGCACUACACCUGUCCUCAAACUGAUGGCUGAGCUGGUACAUAACAGGUCCCAACGGCUGCAGUUUGAUGUCUCCUCCCCAAAUGGCAUCCUGCUCUUGCGAGAAACNNUCUCCUUCUGUGCCCACAUAGGAAAUCGUAUCCUGACGCUUGGGGAGGUCCCAAAGGAUCAGGUCUAUGCCUUGAAGCUGAAGGGGAUUUCCAUCUGCUUCUCCAUGCUGAAGGCUGCGCUGAGCGGGAGCUACGUGAACUUCGGGGUCUUCCGCCUCUACGGGGAUGAUGCACUGGACAAUGCCCUGCAGACCUUCAUCAAGCUUCUGCUCUCCAUCCCUCACAGUGACCUGCUGGAUUAUCCCAAGCUCAGCCAGUCAUACUAUUCCUUGCUGGAAGUUCUUACCCAGGACCACAUGAACUUUAUAGCCAGUCUGGAGCCUCAUGUAAUCAUGUAUAUUCUCUCUUCCAUUUCAGAAGGCCUCACUGCACUAGACACCAUGGUUUGCACAGGCUGCUGCUCCUGCCUGGACCACAUUGUCACCUAUCUCUUCAAGCAGCUGUCCCGCAGCACCAAGAAGAGGACAACCCCUCUGGCCCAGGAGAGCGACCGCUUCCUGCACAUCAUGCAGCAGCACCCAGAGAUGAUUCAGCAGAUGCUGUCGACAGUGCUGAAUAUCAUCAUCUUUGAGGACUGCAGGAACCAGUGGUCAAUGUCUCGGCCUCUGCUCGGCUUGAUACUGCUCAAUGAAAAGUAUUUCUCUGACUUGAGGAACAGCAUAGUGAACAGCCAGCCUCCAGAGAAGCAGCAGGCCAUGCACCUCUGCUUUGAGAACCUCAUGGAAGGCAUUGAACGCAACCUCCUCACCAAGAACAGAGACAGGUUCACCCAAAACCUCUCAGCCUUCCGGAGGGAGGUGAACGACUCCAUGAAAAACUCCACCUACGGCGUGAACAGCAACGACAUGAUGAGCUGACGUCUCCCAACUUCCACCUGUACAGAGCAGCAUCUCUUGGGCCUGGCCCGGAGGGGUUAACGUUUCCGAUGGAAAGAAAAAAGAGGGCGUUUCUAAUCCCUGCUCUUCCCCAGGGCUGGAUUGAGGUCUCCAAGUCCGGUGGGAGGAGGGAACAGGAGG
This is a messenger RNA of Chaetura pelagica (chimney swift), 3411 nucleotides long. RefSeq names its product exportin 7 (gene XPO7). NCBI's taxonomy places the organism in Eukaryota, Metazoa, Chordata, Aves, Apodiformes, Apodidae. The transcript is spliced from 27 exons. Gene Ontology annotation, biological process: protein export from nucleus. The record is from RefSeq and is a predicted model, not a curated record. Gene Ontology annotation, molecular function: small GTPase binding; nuclear export signal receptor activity. The annotation marks the transcript as partial. Gene Ontology annotation, cellular component: cytoplasm; nuclear pore.